UAACCUCAAAACGGAGAUUUAUAUUUAGCAGAUAGCAAAACGAAAACUGAUAAGCGCAGCACCAUUUCAGAGAGUAAUUUCUCACAUUUAAAUAAUAAUUCUCCUAAUACCAUUAUCAAGUGAUACGCACAUUCUUCCAUAAUUUAUCGUAGUUGUUAAUAAAUUUACCUGUCACAUCUGUCAACAUUUGUUGGGGAAGUUGAGAAAUCGCUAAAAAUAGUAAAAGUAAAAUGAUAAUAACAAAUUUUCCUGAUUAUCCGUAAGAGCAGUGUAAAGCGUUCCCGAAUGCCCUGGCCUGGAAUUUGAAAGUGUACACGUUGAAACUGCACUAGUGAGAGUUAAAAAUAUCAGAAUGAUGUGAGGGUUGCAGAAAAAAAAGCAGUUUUGGCAUGGAAUAUCCUUUGCAAGAUUUCGACAUUGACCAGGAAACUGAUUUUUUAUUGGGAAAUCCGUCAAACCAUGGGAGUGAUAUGGAGACACAAACAAAAAGUAAUCGUAACCCAAAAAGGCGUAGAAGUUUAGCGGCUAUUUUAUGCGGUUGUUGGUGUUCCUUGUUCCGAAAAUGUUGCGGACCCAGGGAAUUGAAGCCCCGGAAAAUAAUGCUAGGGAGUCAGACUCCUGGGCAGUUUCCAGCAAACGCCAUAAGAAAUCAAAAAUACAACAUAAUAACUUUUCUACCGUUGGUUUUGUAUCAGCAAUUCAAAUUCUUUUUGAAUCUGUAUUUUCUAAUUAUGGCUAUAUCGCAAUUUGUGCCCGACAUUCGAAUUAGUUAUCUCUACACAUAUUGGAUUCCAUUGUGCUUUGUGCUCACUGUCACAAUUUGUCGGGAAGCCAUAGAUGAUUUGCGACGCUAUAAACGAGACCAGGAAGUUAACAACCAGAAAUGCAAGAGAUUGUUAAACGACAGGAAUAAACCAUAUGAAAUUGUGGCUGCUCAUAAAUUACGUGUCGGUGAUUUGAUUAUUGUCGAUAAAGAUGAACGAGUUCCCGCGGAUUUGGUUUUAUUGCGAACUUCUGAAAGUAGUGGUGCUGUUUUUGUUAGAACUGAUCAGCUAGAUGGAGAAACAGACUGGAAGUUGCGAUUAGCUGUUCCCACAACACAGAAGCUGGCAACAGAUCAUCAACUUUUUGAAAUCAGUGCGAGAAUUUAUGCUGAAAAGCCUCAGAAGGAUAUACACUCAUUCAUAGGAACAUUCAGUAGGUUAGAUUCAUUGAACUCCGACGAAAGCUUAGACUUGGAAAACACCUUAUGGACCAACUGCGUAAUUGCUUCAGGUCAAGCUUUAGGAGUAGUUAUUUACACAGGCCCUGAAACCAGAUCUGUAAUGAACAAUUCAGCACCUCGUUCCAAAGUUGGUCUUCUCGAUAUUGAAGUUAACACCAUAACCAAACUGCUAUUCGUAGCCGUAAUGGCGCUCGCUUUAAUAAUGAUGGCUUUAAAAGGCUUCGGCGGACCUUGGUAUCGCUACUUGUUCAGAUUUAUUUUACUAUUUUCGUAUAUCAUUCCCAUCAGUUUGAGAGUUAAUUUGGAAUUGGGCAAAUCUUUCUACUCGUGGGCGAUCGGUAAAGAUCCGAACAUGACUGGAACAGCUGUACGAUGCACAACAAUACCCGAAGAACUAGGGAGGAUAUCGUAUCUCUUAUCUGAUAAAACUGGUACUCUUACACAAAAUUCAAUGGUGCUUAAACGUCUCCAUCUUGGAACUGUUAGCUACGCAGCGGAUAGUUUCGAAGAGUUGAGUUCUACACUUAAGUCAACAUACUUAGGCAGCGACACCUCUACCUCAAACAAGACUAAAUUUCGCAGAUCUGAGAAUACGAGAAUUAGAGAUGCUGUCCAGGCGUUAGCUUUAUGUCACAAUGUAACUCCAGUUUACGAAAGCAACGAAAAUAGCGAAACAGAUUCAGGUUCUAUUGCGUCUGAAGCAGAGGCUGAUCAACACUUGCAAGCUGAUAAACAGGUGGUUUCCUAUCAAGCUUCCAGUCCAGAUGAAGUAGCUCUCGUUCAGUGGACCCACGAAGUCGGUCUGGCUCUCAGUCGACGAGAUCUCUCUUCAAUGCAGCUUCGUGGUCCAGAUGGGCGCUUGUACAAUUACAACAUUUUGCAGAUUUUUCCGUUCACCAGCGAAACUAAAAGAAUGGGCGUCAUAAUGAAGGAUCUACAAACAGGGGAGAUUGUAUUUUACUUAAAAGGUGCUGAUGUCGUUAUGUCUCCCAUUGUUCAGUACACGGAUUGGCUAGACGAAGAAGUGGGUAAUAUGGCAAGAGAUGGUUUAAGAACGUUGGUUGUAGCGAGGAAAUUGCUCACGGAGGAACAAUAUGUAGAUUUUGAGAGUCGUUACAACGCUGCUCGUUUAUCCGUAACCGAUCGCGUGGCUCGAGUCGCCCAAGUGGUCGAGUCCCUCGAACGCGAAAUGGAGCUCCUCUGCAUAACCGGCGUCGAGGAUAAGCUCCAAGACAACGUCCGACCCACCCUAGAACUGCUCAGGAACGCCGGCAUUAAAAUCUGGAUGCUGACAGGCGACAAACUCGAGACAGCCACCUGCAUCGCGAAGAGCUCUCGCCUCGUCUCGCGCACGCAGAGUCUCCACAUUCUGAAGAAAGUAGUCACACGCACAGACGCACACUUGGAACUGAAUGCCUUCCGACGAAAACAAGACUGCGCUUUGGUGAUAAGCGGCGAAAGCCUCGAAGUUUGUCUUUCCUACUAUCAACAAGAAUUCAUGGAGCUGGCGACCGCCGCGCCGGCGGUGGUCUGUUGUCGGUGCUCUCCCACCCAGAAAGCUCAAGUUGUACAAUUAAUACAGAAGCAUACCGGGAAACGAACGGCAGCGGUAGGAGAUGGAGGAAAUGACGUCAGCAUGAUCCAGCAGGCGGAUGCGGGGAUCGGGAUCGAAGGGCGAGAGGGGAAGCAGGCCAGUUUGGCUGGAGAUUUCAGUAUUCCACAGUUUUCUCAUUUGGCGAAUCUGUUACUGGUGCACGGAAGGAGGUCUUAUAAGAGGUCUGCGUCUCUGGCUCAGUUCGUCAUUCAUAGGGGGUUGAUUAUUUCGACGAUGCAAGCUGUUUUCAGCAGCGUGUUUUAUCUCAGUUCGGUUGCGUUAUAUCAAGGAUUUUUGACGGUGGGGUAUGCUACCGUCUACACGAUGUUUCCGGUGUUCAGUCUUGUCCUGGAUCAAGAUGUAAGCGCAGAAAUUGCAUUGACGUAUCCAGAGUUAUAUAAAGAACUUGCAAAAGGUCGUAGUUUAUCAUAUAAGACGUUUUUCAUGUGGGUCCUGAUUUCCAUAUAUCAAGGUGGGGUGAUAAUGUAUGGGGCUUUGCUGCUCUUUGAAGACGAAUUUAUUCACAUUGUGGCAAUCAGCUUCUCCUCGUUAAUCCUGACUGAAUUAAUAAUGGUGGCCUUGAACAUACGAACAUGGCACUACUUAAUGAUUUUAGCAGAACUUCUCUCUCUCGUAUUGUACCUUUUGUCGUUGAUCGUUUUGCAUGACUAUUUUGAUUCGGAAUUUAUACGGACGGAAGAUUUUAUUUGGAAAGUUUUGGUUAUAACUUUGGUCUCUUGUUUGCCUCUGUACAUUCUCAAAUUUUUGCGCAAGAAAUUUUCACCACCGAGUUAUAGUAAAUUAUCUUGAAUUUCUCUUGAUUGUGAUAAGCAUUUUUGCAUUUCUCAUACUGAGUGAGAGGUUAGAUGUAAGUUUAGGAUUGCUUUUAUUUUUAGAUAUUAUUUUUGCAGCAUAACUGUAGAAGAUUAGAUAAUUUAUAUAUUUUCCUUUUCUCAGUUUAAGGACAGUAAGCCAAAAACUGCGGAAUUACUUAUUGUUGUGAUAUUUUUCACAGCGUUGUUCAUAGAGAUCAUUAAUCAGUGAGUAUAGAAUGCGGUCGUAGUGUUGUGAUUUGAGUAGAGAAACAUUAUUUUGAGAAAUGCAAACUAUGAACUACCCAAGUCAAUGAUUGAAUGAAUGUAUUUUAUUUUGUUAUUAUUACAACAUAAAUGUUAGAAUAUUUUAUUAACUAACUUUCAUAUUGUUGUUAAUUUAUCAAUAAUUAAAUGUAAAGUGUUAAUAUAUUCUACAUAUAUAUUUA
Molecule: messenger RNA, 4080 nt
Organism: Zophobas morio
Lineage: Eukaryota; Metazoa; Arthropoda; Insecta; Coleoptera; Tenebrionidae
Gene: Atp9b
Product: probable phospholipid-transporting ATPase IIB
Exons: 12
Coding region: 390-3629 (1079 amino acids)
Biological process (GO): retrograde vesicle-mediated transport, Golgi to endoplasmic reticulum; endocytosis; phospholipid translocation
Cellular component (GO): endosome; trans-Golgi network; plasma membrane
Molecular function (GO): ATPase-coupled intramembrane lipid carrier activity; ATP hydrolysis activity; magnesium ion binding
Source: RefSeq, a predicted model, not a curated record